Molecule: messenger RNA, 4147 nt
Organism: Pelodiscus sinensis (Chinese soft-shelled turtle)
Lineage: Eukaryota; Metazoa; Chordata; Testudines; Trionychidae
Source: RefSeq, a predicted model, not a curated record
GUAUUUAAAGUUGAAGGUUUCUGUACACAUGCGGGAAGAUGUUGGCUGUGGACACAGGAAUUGUAGAGGAGUGGUUAUCCGAGUUCAAGACCCUUCCAGAAUCAUCUAUAUCUAGCUAUGCUACAAAUUUGAAAGACAAGAGUUCUCUGGUUUCAUCUUUAUAUAAAGUUAUCCGGGAGCCACAGAGUGAGCUGUUAGAGCCAGUUUGCCACCAGCUUUUUGAGUUCUAUCGCAGUGGAGAGGAACGACUACUACGAUUCACCCUGCAGUUUCUGCCAGAAUUGAUGUGGUGUUACCUUGCAGUCUCAGCCAGCAGAGAUCUGCAGAGCAGUGGUUGUAUAGAGGCUCUUCUUCUAGGAAUUUAUAACUUGGAAAUAGUUAACAAACAGGGUCAUAGUAAAGUGCUGAGUUUCACAAUUCCAUCCUUGUCCAAACCUUCAGUGUAUCAUGAACCUUCCAGCAUUGGUUCCAUGGCUCUUACAGAGGGAGCUUUAUCCCAGCAUGGUUUGUCCAGGGUGGUGUACAGUGGACCUCAUCCUCAAAGAGAGAUGUUAACAGCGCAAAAUAGGUUUUUGAAUAUUUUGUUUUUAGUUUUGAAUUACUAUGCUGCCUUAAGCUACAUGCCUGCAAUUUCUCUUCAAUCAUUGUGUCAGAUUUGCUCAAGGAUCUGUGUCUGUGGAUAUCCUCGGCAACAAGUAAGGAAAUACAAAGGCGUAAAUAGUAGAAUUCCAGUUUCUUCUGAAUUCAUGGUGCAAAUGCUGACUGGGAUUUAUUAUGCCUUUUAUAACGGAGAAUGGGAUCUAGCUCGUAAAGCAAUGGAUGACAUUUUAUAUAGAGCUCAGCUGGAGUUGUAUCCAGAACCACUGCUGGUUGCUAAUGCAAUAAAGGCCUCACUGCCUCAAGGUGCCAUGAAAUCUAGUAAAGAAGGUACAAGAUGCAUUCAGGUUGAAAUUACACCUACUUCAUCAAGAAUAUCAAGGAAUGCUGUCACUAGCAUGUCCAUCCGGGGGCAUAGAUGGAAGAGACGUGAACAACCAGAGACUGGUAAUGAUUCUCCUGAAAUGGGAAACUUUGUCAUACCUGAGAUUAGUGUCACAAAUGUGGCUGGAGAGAGAACCGGGAAUGGGGAAAAAUGCAGAGCACUAACAGAAAAUGAUUCUCAGCAUGUACAGGGUGUGCAGGAAACAGCUACAGAUACUAGAACUGACAGCAAAGUCAUGCCAGAAAUCAGGAGGCAAAAAUCUGUAAGAAAAAUGAUGGAAGAUGGAAUAAACUCAUCUGGCAGAGUGCAGUUUUAUUUUCUGUAUGAUAAUGAUCUAGCAAUUCCAGAAGAACUGAUAGAAGUAUCUGAGGUUGAUGAAGGGUUUUACUCUAGAGCUACUUCUAGCACAAGCCAAUCUGCCUUAUCAAACAGCAACAACACCAGCAACAAGAUCCUUUUAGGGAAGAGCCAACGAAGGUCUGGAGGAGGCAAACCUGGGGGGAAAGAAAAAGAAACUUUUGGGGAAUCCUGCAAAGAAGAUUUUUCUCGAAAACAAACUCAGAGAGCCAUGAGUGAGAAUUUAGAUCUUUUGUCUUUAAAGAGACUAACAUUAACUACGAGCCAGUCGCUGCCUAAGCCUGGCAGUCAUAGUUUAGCUAGAACUACCACUACUGUUUUUAGUAAAUCCUUUGAGCAGGUCAGCGGUAUCACGGUUUCAAAUAACCGUAAUGGUGGAAAUGGUACUGAAGUAAAUAGGUUUUCAGCAUGUAGUCUUCAGGAAGAAAAAUUGAUAUAUGGAGUAGAAAGAAUAGAUCUUCCCAUUUCAAACAAACAGUCAAAUCAGCAGCGACCUCCUAGCAUCAGCAUAACACUGUCAACAGAUUGAUAUCUGGCAAAUUGCUAGUAUGAAAAAGGAAUCUGACGAUUCUGUUGAUAGCGUUAUACAUUGUGCUAUCCAUAUUCCCUUUUUAAAAUCUAACCCCACAAAAUUUUGAUAUUGUUAGUUUGACUUGUAUUUGACAGUGUGUCUAGAUUAUAAUUUUUAAUUAUUUUGCAUUAAGUUUUAACUGUUAUUAAUAGCCUACAGGGUUUUUUCCCCCUUAGGUCAUUUGACUUUACACUUCAACUUCUUAUUGUUUACAUGCCCCUAUGAAAACAAUUAACAACUAUCAUUGGCAGGCUGUGUUUGGCCAUGCUGUGCGUGUGUGCGUGUGUUCUAAAAUAUAGACUCCAGAGCAAAGGGAUCCUCUUUCUCAGGAUGUGUCUGUUCAGUAACUACUUUGCAGCAGUGACUGAAGUUUUCUAUUAGCAGAGGUUUGUGACUCAGGAAUGAAAUUUUGGAUGAUAUUGCAAUAGGUCCAUACAAUAAAAUCACAACAUCAGACCAUGCCAGAGAAGAUGUGUUAAUGUGAGAGGUGUACUUUGUUAUAGGUCUACAGUGUUUUAUAUUAAAUGGAAACUUUCAUAGCAGUAGGCCAGGUCUGUGUGUGCUUUACGUAGCUCAUGAUCGCCAAUGUGUUUGUGUAUCACUUGAGUUGCGUAUUUAUGUAAGUAUAUGAAAACUGAUUUUUUGUAUGAUGUAUUUCUGUAAACACUUGGUUGAAAACUUGGCUCCAAAAGUUAUACAAUAGCAGAGCAAACUUCUGUUAGAACUGGAGUUUUCUGUGAUGAAAAUACCAUAAUAGUCAGAAAAGUGAUUCCUAAAAAUGGCACAUGUUGGGUUUCAUGUUUGAUUCUGUGAGUUACCAAAUAUGCUCAGUUCAGAAGGUGUGUGUGUGUGGGGGGGGGGGGGAUUUCUCAUCAGUCCUGUUAACUAAAGUGAAGGCGGGAAGGUAAGAUUUUAUUAUUAUUAUUCAUGGCUCACACUUCUACUGGUAGUAAAUAUUUUUCAGUUGGAAUUCUAUGAUCCGUUCUGAUGAGUGAGCUAGAAGAGCUUCCAGCAAGUUCCCCUACCUACAUUGAUUGCAAUACCUGUUUACUCACACUUUUUGCCCAUAACCACACUUGAAGAGCCAGGAUAGUCAGGCUGUUGAGGAAAGAGACUGUAAAUAUUUUUUUCUUUCCAUUUCCUCUGUGGUGUGGUGGGAUUCAGAAUUACAAACUGCCCUCCUGCUCACUCCAAGCUACUGUGUUCUGUCAGAACAUGUAGUGACACUAGUUUUUUAUCAAGUUAUCAGGAGUAAGUGCAAAGCUCCUAAUUAGAAAGUCAUUCUCAGCAUUUUUCAUCGCUGUAUGGAAAAUGUGCUCAUAAUUACAAUAUCAGUAUGAUUAUGCUGGUCUUGACACCUGUUGCAUUGAAUCAAGCACAUCAUUUUAAUGGAAUAAUGUGUUUAAAGAUAAAGCUUGCUCUCAAAUGAGGUUAGGAGACUAUUACAAAGGGACCUGUAAAAAUUAAUCUUGGAAGCACAAAGGGAAAUUAUUCUGUGAUUAAUGACUAAUUUCAUUUAUGUUGUAACUUAAUUUUGUAAUUUUUGUUUGUUGUAACAUGUAACUAAGUUACCAUUAUUUUGCUAGCUUGAAACUACAAAAUAUCAAAUACUUUGAGGUUACUAUGGUAAUGCAGUGGUUCUCAAACUUUAACAACCUGAGAACCCCCAUUUUGAUUUACAGUUUUUCGGGAACUCUUUGCCCCAACCCUUCACUGAUGCUGCACAUCUGUUCUGAGGCCCCACCCUCACUCAGGCCAUCCUCCCUCCUUCUGUUGCUCUCUCUCCCACACUUUAACUCACUUUCACCCAGCUGGGGUGUUAUGGUGUGGGAGGGGAGGUGAGAGCUCCAUCUGGAGAUGCAGGCUCUGGGUGGGACCAGGGAUGAGGGUUUGGGGUUAAGAGGGGGCUGUGGGCUAUGAGAGGGUGAGUGGAGUUCUGGCGGCACUUACCACACACAGCUCCCAGCUGGUGACCAUCAAGUCCCUGCAGCCCCUAGGUGCCUGGGCAGCCAAGGAAGCUAUGCAGGCUGACCUCAUGGCUGCAGUCACUACCCUUGCAGCUUCCAUUGAUUGCAGUUCCUGGUCAGUGGGAGCUGUGGAACUGGCACUUAGAUGGGGACAAUAUGUGGAACCUCCCUAGCUGCCCAUGCAUCUAGCAGCCACAGGAACCUGGUGUCCACUUUCAGGAGCCAUGUGAAACCUGGAUAGGUAGGGAGCCUGCCUUAGUCCAAAGAGGA